Erpetoichthys calabaricus (reedfish) is the source of this 1743-nucleotide messenger RNA. RefSeq names its product zinc finger protein 883-like. The record is from RefSeq and is a predicted model, not a curated record. Gene Ontology annotation, molecular function: DNA-binding transcription factor activity, RNA polymerase II-specific; RNA polymerase II cis-regulatory region sequence-specific DNA binding. Bases 7 to 1314 code for a protein of 435 amino acids. NCBI's taxonomy places the organism in Eukaryota, Metazoa, Chordata, Cladistia, Polypteriformes, Polypteridae. The transcript is spliced from 2 exons. Gene Ontology annotation, biological process: regulation of transcription by RNA polymerase II.
CCAAAAAUGUAUCCAGCUGGCCAGAAGAGUUUACAGAAAGAAUCUCAACGUGAAGAGGAUGUCUCUCGAAAGAGGAACAAAAGAAAGGGUAGGACUAACAUUCAGAGACCCCACAAAAUUAUAAACCGUAUGAAGGUGAGAGACUGUAAUCCUCAAUAUAUGGGCCCAGAUGAAGACUUAAACAGAUUGGGCUCCAGUUUGGGCAGACGCUGCUACUUGAAGGACAGUAAUGCUCACAAGCCGUCAGAAUCCUUGAAAACUAACACAGUGAGGCCCGAGAAGAAAUUGUGUCCAAAUCAAACUGGAGAAGAUAUUCAAGAGAAUGACAACUUGUCCUCUCUUCAGGGUCGUACACAAAGUAAACAACCUGAUAAGAAUAGGAAGAAACUGGCAUCUGCAACAAAGAACUUGGUAACGGCCUCUCAGCACCCUAGAUUUCAGCCCAUUGUGAAGCUAACAAGGAUCGAUGCCAUCAAAUCUCAAGGAGUGUACAGUCUAAAUCCAAUCCGCCAACAGUGUGUGAGAACAUUUAAACACAAACUGAAUUCUAAGGAUAAUAGAGGGAUUCAUAGGAGUAAGAAACCGUAUCACUGUCCUGAAGGUGGGAAACAAUUCUCAGAUAGUCACAUUCUUAAGAAACGCAGAGAAGAUAAUACAGAGAAGGAGCCAUACCACCGUUCUAAAUGUGUUAAGAACUUUUCAAAACACAGCCAUACCACAACUCCUAUUGUAGAGAAACCAUAUUUGUCUAAACGUGGCAAACGUUUCUCACAAGUGAGCCACCUUCAGACACAUAUGAUUGGUCAUGGAGGACAAGGUUUAUGUCGUUGUCCAACUUGUGGUAAACAUUUCUUAGACAGGAGCGGUCUUUUCAAACACAAAAGAAUUCACACUGGAGAGAAACCAUAUUGUUCUGAAUGUGGCAAACUGUUCUCACAAUCAAGCCAUCUUCAGGAACACAUGAGACUGCACGCAGGAGAACAGCCAUUUUCCUGUUCUGAAUGUGGCAAACUGUUCUCACAAUCCAGACAUCUUCAGCCACACAUGAGAAUGCACACAGGAGAACAGCCAUUUUCCUGUUUUGAAUGUGGCAAACGAUUUUCAGAUAGCAGUAAUCAUCUGAGGCAUUUAAGAGGUCACACUGGUGAGAAGCCCUAUUGCUGUCCUGAAUGUGGCAAAAGAUUCUCCAACACAAGCGGUCUUAUGCGUCAUGCAGAAGUCCACAAUAAAGACCGUCCUUAUGACUGUUCUGAAUGUGGCAAGAAAUUCUCACGAACACGCAGUCUUUGUAGACAUAUAAGAACACACAUUUGAUAGAGGCCAUACUCGUUUCCUGAUUGUGACAAUCUAUUCACUGAUAACAGCAGCCUUCAUAGACACAACAGAAUUCAUUCUGGAUUAAGGCCAUAUUAUUGCUCUGAAUGUGGCAAGUGAUUCAUACAACCCUGCAGUCUUCAGUGACACGUAAGAACUCACAGAGGAGAAAAGCCAUACCGUUGCUCUAAGUGUGGAAAAACAUUCAUAAAGAAAAAUCCUCUUCAUGGACACAUGAAAAUUCAUGCUAAAAAGGCAAAGUCCAAAGAGACUGUAAAUAACAAAGAAAAAUCUGAAAUAAUUCAGUCAGGUGUGGAAAGAAAAUUGGAAUUGUUCUGCUAGUUGGUUACACAGAAUGCAUUUGACAAAAAGUUGCAGACUCAUUUAGGCAACCCUGCUUAUUAAUUUACUGUAAGUGGCUUUUGCACU